Molecule: messenger RNA, 1036 nt
Organism: Vicia villosa (hairy vetch)
Lineage: Eukaryota; Viridiplantae; Streptophyta; Magnoliopsida; Fabales; Fabaceae
Exons: 5
Coding region: 70-885 (271 amino acids)
Molecular function (GO): protein binding
Source: RefSeq, a predicted model, not a curated record
CACAAUUUUCUUGUCACACAGAAUCACUUUUCCUGAUUGCUGCUAAUCCAAUUCCAAACCUUCGAGAAGAUGGUAGUAAUCGAGCAUCAGGAGACUGAUGAUCGAAACCCUAAUCCCUCCAUCGCCGGCACAAGUAACGACCCUUCCGACGGCUUUGAAACCGCCAGUGACACCGAUCUCGGCAGCGACGUCGAUGCCAAUGACGGCGGUGCAAUCAAACACGAAGAACGGGAACAUCUUCAGACACAAAACCAACAUACUGAGCAAGAGCAGGAGAAGGAGCAGGGUGAUCCUCAGAGAAUCAUUUCCUCUGACGAUGCUUCGAUCAACGAGGAGGAACUGAAACAGAAAGCAUUGAUUCAAGCAAAUGAAGCAAAGGUAGAAGGGAACAAACUUUUUGUAGAUGCUAAGUAUGAGGAGGCAUUAACACAAUAUGAACUAGCUUUACAAGUUGCGCCGGACAUGCCUUCAUCGGUAGAAAUACGAUCGAUAUGCCAUGCUAACCGUGGUGUGUGCUUUCUGAAAAUGGGGAAAUAUGACAACACUGUUAAAGAAUGCACCAAAGCAUUAGAAUUGAAUCCUACCUAUGUCAAAGCUUUGGUAAGAAGAGGAGAGGCCCAUGAAAAACUUGAGCAUUUUGAAGAGGCUAUCGCGGAUAUGAAAAAGAUCUUAGAAAUUGAUCCCUCAAAUGAUCUAGCUGGGAAAGCCAUUCGCCGGCUAGAGCCCCUUGCUGCAGUAAAACGGGAAAAGAUGAAAGAAGAAAUGAUUGCAAAACUGAAAGAUAUGGGCAACUCUCUCUUGGGCCGCUUUGGGAUGAGCGUAGACAACUUUAAAGCAGUCCAAGAUCCAAACACUGGUUCCUAUUCUGUCUCAUUCAACCAGUAAGUUUAGUUGAGCAAAGUCAUGGCAGCAUUGGUUUUGAGACUUCGUUGUUCAUGCAAGUUACUAGGAAAAUUCAUAUGUUCAUGUAUAUUGUAUGAGAACAAAAUUAUACUACAGUUUUAUUUCCUUCAAAGGGCAUUGGUUGAUUGAUUCA